Molecule: messenger RNA, 3580 nt
Organism: Propithecus coquereli (Coquerel's sifaka)
Lineage: Eukaryota; Metazoa; Chordata; Mammalia; Primates; Indriidae
Gene: USP53
Product: ubiquitin specific peptidase 53
Exons: 14
Coding region: 1-3279 (1092 amino acids)
Biological process (GO): response to auditory stimulus; sensory perception of sound; protein deubiquitination
Cellular component (GO): cell-cell junction
Molecular function (GO): cysteine-type deubiquitinase activity
Source: RefSeq, a predicted model, not a curated record
AUGGCAUGGGUAAAAUUCUUACGGAAACCUGGUGGCAAUCUUGGAAAAGUUUAUCAGCCUGGGAGUAUGCUAUCACUAGCCCCUACCAAAGGCUUGUUAAAUGAACCAGGACAGAACAGCUGCUUUCUUAAUAGUGCUGUACAGGUUUUAUGGCAAUUAGAUAUAUUCCGACGAAGCUUGCGGAUUCUGACUGGGCAUGUUUGCCAGGGAGAUGCCUGCAUAUUUUGUGCAUUGAAGACAAUAUUUGCACAGUUUCAACAUAGUCAGGAAAAAGCACUUCCCUCGGAUAACAUAAGGCAUGCUCUUGCAGAAAGCUUCAAAGAUGAGCAGCGAUUUCAGCUCGGCCUCAUGGAUGAUGCUGCAGAGUGCUUUGAAAAUAUAUUGGAGAGGAUUCAUUUUCACAUAGUGCCAAGCAGAGAUGCAGACAUGUGUACCUCUAAGUCUUGUAUCACUCACCAGAAGUUUGCUAUGACUCUUUAUGAACAGUGUGUGUGUCGUAGCUGCGGAGCAUCAUCAGAUCCCCUGCCUUUUACAGAAUUUGUGCGGUACAUUUCUACAACAGCCCUGUGCAAUGAAGUUGAAAGAAUGGUGGAACGGCACGAACGCUUUAAACCUGAAAUGUUUGCAGAAUUGCUACAAGCAGCAAAUACAACAGAUGACUAUAGGAAAUGUCCUAGUAACUGUGGCCAAAAAAUAAAAAUUCGCCGCGUUUUGAUGAAUUGCCCAGAGAUUGUUACAAUUGGUUUAGUCUGGGACUCUGAACAUUCCGACUUGACAGAAGAUGUUGUUCGGAAUUUAGCAACACGUCUUUAUCUUCCUGGGCUUUUUUAUAGAGUUACUGAUGAAAAUGCCAGGAGUAGUGAACUUCACCUUGUUGGUGUGAUCUGCUAUACCAGCCGGCAUUAUUGUGCUUUUGCCUUUCAUACCAAGAGUUCCAAAUGGGUAUUUUUUGAUGAUGCAAAUGUGAAAGAGGUUGGAACUAGAUGGAAAGAUGUUGUCUCCAAGUGUCUCCGAUGCCACUUUCAGCCACUGCUUUUGUUUUAUGCAAACCCAGAUGGCACAGCAGUUUCUACUGAAGAUGCACUUAGGCAGGUUGUCAACUGGUCACAUUACAAGUCUGUUGGAGAAAAUAUGGGAUGUGAAAAGCCCACAGUUUAUAAGUCAGAUAAUUCAAAAGAAAAUGGAUUUGGUGAUCAGGCAAAACAGAGAGAAAAUCAGAAGUUUCAAACUGAUAAUGUUGCAUCAUUUAAUCGGAGCCACAUUCAGACAAGUGGAGGGAGAGGACCAGUUAAAUUAAGUCACAUUGAUCAAAGGGAUAAGAUCAAAGACAUUUCCAGAGAAUGUGCUCUAAAAGCUAUUGAACAGAAAAACUUACUUUCUUCACAAAGGAAAGAUUUAGAGAAGGGACAAAGAAAAGAUUUAGGCCGACAUAGAGAUUUGGUUGAAGAAGACCUUUCACAUUUCCAGUCUGGGUCACCUCCUGCCGCAAAUGGCUUGAGACAACAUGGGAAUCCACAUGUAUAUCGUAGUCAAGGAAAAGGACCAUGUAAACGUGAUCGAGUUACCUGUCAGAGUCGAGCUUCUGCACAAAUAAUAAGUUCAAGUAAAGCCCAGGUUCCUGCUCCGGGAGAGAAGACAACUGGCAAAGUUAAGAGUGACUGUGGCACUGGGUACGAUACCGACAGCAGCCAAGAUUCUAGGGAGAAAGGAAGCAGCUGUAAUAGCAGCAGCAAAAGCCGGAACCGAGGUUGGAGACCUAUGAGAGAAACGUUAAAUGUUGAUAGUAUUUUUAGUGAAAGUGAAAAAAGACAGCAUAGUCCGAGACAUAAAUCAAACAUCAGUAACAAACCUAAAUGUAGCAAAGAUCAGAGUUUUAAUAAUUGGCCAAAAGAGAAUCCAAAGCAAAAAGGUUUAAUGACCAUAUAUGAAGAUGAAACGAAGCAGGAAAUAGGAAGCGGAAGUUCCCUUGAAUCUAAUGGAAAAGGAGCAGAGAAAAAUAAAGGCCUCAUGGAGAGUCAAGUUCCUGGUGAUAACUGGCAGAUGCAGAGGACUGAGUCUGGCUACGAAAGCAGUGAUCAUAUCAGUAAUGGAUCUGCCAAUUUGGACUCACCUGUCACUGAUGGAAAUGGUGCAGGAACGGAUAACAGUGGUGUUAAAGAAACAGUAUUCUUCAGUAAUUUUUUUUUCCUCCCCACCACAGGCUUUAGAAAAGAACUCAGGAACUUGGAAGCAGGCUAUAAACCUCAUGAGUUCCACCCAGAAUCACAUCUCCAGAUAAAAAAUCAUUUGAUAAAAAGGUCACAUAUAUGUGAAACCAAUGGCAAGUUACUUCCUUCAUCCAGGCCACCAAUACUCAAGGACAGUACUGUAGCAGAGCAUAUCCACCAGUCAGAUGAACAGAAACUUGAAAAACCAAAUGAAUGUAGAUUUUCUGAGCGGCUUAGCAUAGAAAAUUCUGAGAAAAGAGGUUUGCCUUUUCAUGGUGAUAACUCUGCUUCUGGGAAGAGAGUGAACAGUAAUGAAUUAGUCUCACCAUCUUCAUUGUGGUCUUCACACAUGAGAACUGUUGGGUUAAAGCCAGAAAUUGCUCCCCUCAGCCAGCAACAAAAUAUGAUAGAACCAUGUUACUCUGCAAACUCUCUAUCCAGGGAAUAUAUAAUUCAGUCAACCUGCAGAUCUGAUGGUUGUCAGAUGCCAAAACUCCUUUGCCGGAAUCCACCACCCCCUUUGCCACCAAAGAAAUAUGCCAUAACCAGUGUGCCACAGCCAGAGAAAAAUGAAUCUCCACUUGAUGUCAAUCUUACAGAGGCGUUUAAAGCUGAUUCUACUAGUCUUCCGAAGCACAGUUUAAGUUCAGCUUCAGAACCAAGUUUAGAAGGGAGUAUGUAUAUGAACGACAAAAGACGGAAAGAAACAUUUCAAGUGAAAGAAUGUGUUGGCGACACAUCAGACUACCCGUCCAACUCUUCAACUGAUUUUCAGGCCAACUCAGGUGCAGUUGAUGCAUUUUGCCAAUCAGAACUAGACUCUGGUUCUACAAGUCCAAGUGAGACAAUUUCAUUAACUACCUAUUUUUCAGUUGAUAGCUGCAUGACUGAUACAUACAGAUUGAAAUACCAUCAGAGGCCCAAGCUCUGUUUUCCAGAAAGCAGUGGCUUUUGUAAUGAUAAUUCACUAUCUCAGAGUGAAAGACGGCUAGGACCUGUGUCACAUAAUAGUCUGGAUUCAAGCUGCCCUUCUGAGCAAAGAUGUAAACCUAGCAUACAUCGUAAUAGAUAAAUGACAAAAUUGGCAAGCUUAUACUUCUCAGAGGCCAUUUAAAUAUAACAGGAACCUACUGACCAAACCUAGUGAUACAUAAAGUCAAAACCCAUGGCAUUUUUAAAGUCAUUAUCAUUUUAUAUGUGUGUGUGUGUAUAAUUUAUAUAAAGCAUUAUGAUGAUCAAUUUAUUGGAUGUUUUAGAAAUUCCCUUUGAAUAGUCUUGGCAUGCUUUGAAAAAUAGAAAAUUGGGGUAUAUAACAAUUCAUUUGCCAUAUGCUACAGUUGAAUAAAAAUUAAAUUUGUCCCUCUAUCGUGUGG